GGAACUUGUCUAAUGUGGGAAUCAGUCGUGUUUCAAGAAAGCUCUUCCAAAAGUUUCACGACAUCGUUGCUUCGUUGUUGCAAAAGUAAAACGAUGAUGGGUGAUGUGGAAAUCCCAUUUGUGAGGUCUCCUCUCCGCCACUUGCAGCAGAUUCUGAGCAGAAUCCCUGACAUUAUUGGACACACUAGACAGCAAUGGACAUACUGAUCUUGCGUGGAAAUUUCAAAAACGGUCAGGAGCCUGAGAGCUCUGUUCACGAUCUAUUGAGAAUCUGUAUUAUAACGCAAGUUUGCAUCUACCUCCGAAUCCACAUUGACAGUCCUUCUACUAAGAUGCCAUCUUAUAAGCACCGGCACAUCAGCUGUGAAUUGUCAAACGUCUCUAUUGUAAUCUGCUUUCUGAUGUUUCUAAUUUAAAUCACCCGAGAUAUUAGCAUCGUAAGGUACUAUCAUAAUUGUACCUGUUUAUUUCACACGGAAAAUUGAUUUUAAAUAAAGUAAGGAAUACCGUCAAUGUUAAGAAAAAGUGAUGCAAAAUGUCUCCCGAUCCUACACAACAGCCAAUAGAGGAAUCUUUAAAUCCACCAAAUUUACAAUUUGAUGCUAGAGGAAUAAAUGAAUCAGACAGUGAGGAUGAUGAUGUAGGAAUGUCAGGAUAUGAACCAUUGUCUCAAGUACCGUUGGACAGUGAUCCAAUAUUAUAUGACGAUGAAGAUGACGAAUGGAUAUCUAGUAAUGGGGAAUCUAGUCAAACGUUAUCAUUAGCAACAUUAGAAUCGCAUCAUGACUGCUUAUCGGAAACUAUUGAAGUUUGGUCGUCUCCUCAUAAUCGAUCAAACAUAGAUAUGGACGCGGAUAAAAUUAAUCAAGUGAAAUCAAUGAUGGCAUCUUUUACAUUACCCACUACAGCAAUCCCAGAAUGGGCUAACACUAUAUCCGAAGAUCAGUGGAAAGAACAACUAAUUGGACGCAUCAAAGAAAUGCAAAAUAGGGAGAAAUAAGUUCAAAUACUUGAAUCAAAAUAUUUAUAUGAGAUGGUAUAUGUAAUUUAUUGUAAGCUGGAGACUUCUUCUUUCUUUUCUUUAUAGAGUUACAAGUUUAAUUAACUCAUUAAAAAAAUAAGCUUCCACUCUCUUGCUUUUAUAAAUUUUUAUGUAUUAAGAUAUCAUACGUUUCAGUAAUGAUACGAUAAAUCUCAUGUUAGGAAAAUCUAACAGUAUGUGAGUUAUGAGAAAAUAAAAUUAUUUUAUCUUAAUCGUACUUUAAAUGUAGAAAUAGCAAAUCCUUACUUAUACUAUAAAUUUGUACCUUGCCAUUAUUAAUAAAUUUCACUUUAUACAAACGCA
Messenger RNA from Megalopta genalis, 1345 nucleotides. Its product is annotated as male-enhanced antigen 1. NCBI's taxonomy places the organism in Eukaryota, Metazoa, Arthropoda, Insecta, Hymenoptera, Halictidae. The record is from RefSeq and is a predicted model, not a curated record. Gene Ontology annotation, biological process: spermatogenesis.